CAACGCUAAAGCUUUCCUUGGGAACCCAAAAGAGAUAAGGAGCACGUCCUUGGCUAUUCCGUAUUACAUCGAAUCGCCAUCCAAUUUUCCCAUAAUAGGGGGUUCGUGGAAGAGAUAGCAGGAUUUCUACUCAAUGGUCAUGCAGUACAGAUCAAGUAAAGUACAUAAAGGACGUCGUGCCGAGUCCUUGUCGAGUCAUUGAGCAAUCAUUGCUGUGUCGUAAACCAUGGUCAAGUGUGUUGCAACGUUGAUUUACUGCGCAUUCGCAGUAAAUAUCUUGGCUUACGUGACCAAUGGCGAUCCCGUGCGGCUAUGUCGAAAAAGACGAUUCCCUUACUACAUCGCUGAUUCGGAUCAGUGUGACCUAUUUUACAAAUGUAAGGAUGGGCAAAUAACUGAAGAACUUUGUCCAGACGGACAGGUCUAUGAGCCUGAAAGCCAGGCCUGUUUCAUGAUUCAAAGGGUUAAAUGCGGCAGGAGGAAGCGCUUACAAUCCGCACAAGGAAACGCCCUUUGCCCAAGACUAUACGGAAGAUUUCCCAUCGAAAAUGAAUGCUUUGCUUAUAGUGAAUGUGAACAAGGCACACCCACCAAAGUAAACUGCCCGCCAGGUUUAAUUUUCGACAUUGACCAAGCUGUUUGCGAGUUUCCCGAUAUGGCUAAUCGUACCGAAUGCUCAGCUGAAAAGAUCUUGGACUUCACAUGCCCCCACGGAUCUAAUGUUCAAUCAGACGAAGUUGUACUGCAAUUUGGCGAUCACGAACGCUUUCCAAAAAAGGGAGAUUGUCGACAUUUCUUCAUGUGCUUGAAGAGUGGUCGACCUCGAUUAGGAGGAUGUCCACUUGGUACAAUCUACAACCCUGCUACUUUCUUUUGUGAUAAACCCGAAAACGUCCCAGAAUGCGAAAAUGUGUAGGCCCAACAAGAACUGAACGGGACAAAUUUUUACAAGUUCAUCGUUUUCCAUAUCCAACGCGCAAUUAUGAAAUCUCGUUUCUCGGAAUAGCUAUUACAAC
Messenger RNA from Daphnia pulicaria, 1016 nucleotides. RefSeq names its product protein obstructor-E-like. Gene Ontology annotation, cellular component: extracellular region. The transcript has 7 exons. Gene Ontology annotation, molecular function: chitin binding. NCBI's taxonomy places the organism in Eukaryota, Metazoa, Arthropoda, Branchiopoda, Diplostraca, Daphniidae. The coding region runs from base 227 to 916 and encodes 229 amino acids. The record is from RefSeq and is a predicted model, not a curated record.